Messenger RNA from Porites lobata, 1320 nucleotides. Lineage: Eukaryota; Metazoa; Cnidaria; Anthozoa; Scleractinia; Poritidae. The record is from the annotation of a GenBank genome assembly.
AUGAAUUGUUCUCGUGGAAAACCCUAUGAAGCUUUACACGUUGCUGAACUUGAACGGGCCAGAGCUCUAGCAAAACUUACGUCAAAUCAGUUUGUUGGCAUCGACGAAGUAUUUAAGAAAAAUGGCAACAGUACCUGCCUAUACAUCUCCUAUGACCACGAUGACAAUAUAUAUUUGUGGGUUUUGAAACAAAGCAAACCGGUAGCUUUCCGAAAAACGAAACUUUGGGAAAGCUAUGUUAGCAAGCACGGCAAAAUCUCUGUGGAUGACCUAUUUGGAAACGAACCUUUAUUGAGAAAUUUUCACGUUUUACCUCAAGAGCAAUGCGAAGACCGAUCACUCUUCUCUUUAUACGCCAACCAACCUACAAACGAAUCAAAUCUGGAAAAUAGUCUCUCAUCCUUGCGUCCUCUUUUAGAUGAGUGUGAAGUAAUCACAGACCCUGAAAAGCCAACACUGUUUCAGGUUUACAACAUGUUGAUUGCUCCCGUAAGUGACUUGCUAGAAGGAUCUGAAAUCAUUGUUGUUCCUGAUCGCUGCUUCUUCCAAGUUCCGUUUGCAGCAUUACAUGAUGAAAGUAACUGCUAUUUAUCAGAUUCUUUCAGGAUACGCAUUGUCCCUUCUUUGAGGACUCUCAAGCUCAUUCUGGACAGUCCAGUGGGCUAUCACAGAGAAACUGGUGUAUUGAUUGUGGGUGCGCCAAAAGUGACGGAUGUGUAUUUCAAGGGAGAGUUAAGGUAUCUCUGUCCAUUGCCUGGGGCGAAAGCAGAAGCAGAGUUGAUUGCAAGACUACUACCUCAAUCUCACCUUUUAAUAGGAGAGCAAGCAACAAAGCAGGCAGUCCUUCAGAGAAUACCCUCAGUCAGUCUCGUACAUAUCGCUGCUCAUGGUGAUGCCGAAAGAGGAGAAAUUGCUCUUACCCCCGCUUACUCCACAAUGGGGACUCCAGGUGAAGCAGACUACUUACUGACAAUGACCGACAUUUCACAAGUUAGACUCUCAGCCAAACUGGUGGUCCUUAGCUGUUGCCAUACCGCACGUGGACAGAUCAAAACAGAAGGCGUUGUUGGCAUCGCUCGAGCAUUCUUAGCAUCAGGUGCACGCUCAGUGUUGGUGGCAUUGUGGGCCUUACAAGACGAUGCAACAGAGCAGUUCAUGAGAAGAUUCUACGAAAACCUUGUCCAAGGAGAAGGUGCGAGUGAAUGUCUUCACCGGACCAUGAAGUGGAUGCGAAAUAACGGUUUCUCUGAAGUGAGGCAGUGGGCACCUUUCAUGCUGAUUGGGGAUGACGUGUCAUUUCACUUUGGUGAAGAAAAGUAA